GACUGCGGUCCUGCGGCUAACAGGACUCACUGACGCUUUUUUAUUCCCGCACUGUAGAUUUUCCACCAAAGACCCACUGGAUUGGACCGAGUCUCUCAUUUUAACAAGUUUUCUUAUAAUUUAACAUUUUAAACAUUCCCAGCUGUUUUCAGUCGGAUCCGGUUUUUAUUGCCACAUUAUUAUUUUUUGGUCACUUUUUCCUUUCUAUUCCGGUUGGAUUUACAAAGGGCGUGUUUGGGCGAUCUGUACCGGGAGUUUCAUCUCCUGUACUUGUGCGACUCUGAGGAAUGACAGCAACUGGAAAAGAACUGCGAUCCGCCUGAAUGGAAACAAUGGAUUAUAAGGAGCUUGGACAUAAUUUCGAGGAGAAGCUGACACUAACAGAAAAAAGUGACUCUGCCCCUGCAGACAGAGUCCAUCCAGAAUGGGGACAAGUCUUUGGGGAAGGACCCUCAAACUUCAGAUGACUCAGCCAUCACAGACCUCUCUCCUAAAACAGACUCCAGCCCCCAAACAGAGACUCCCACCAAGACAGAUGCCUCCUCCAAGACAGAUGUCAGGCCCUCCACCCCGGGCACCAGCAGCAGCCCUCAGCCCAAGAAAGAUUCGAUGAGCUCAGAGCAACGACAGAAACUUGCCAAGGAGCGGAGGGAGGAACGAGCCAGAUAUAUCGAACAGCAAACUCAGCUGCAAGCGGCGAAGAAGGCCCAGUGGCUGGAGAAGGAGGAGAAGGCCCGACGCCUGAGGGACAGCCAGCUGGAGGAGCGCAGGAGGAAGCUGGAGGAGCAGAGGCUGAAGGCUGAGAAACGCAGAGCUCUGCUGGAGGAGAAACAGAGACAGAAACUAGAAAAGAACAAGGAGAGAUAUGAGGCAGCUAUCAAGAGGUCGACAAAGAAGACGUGGGCCGAGAUCCGCCAGCAGAGGUGGUCCUGGGCGGGCGGACUCAACCAGACCUCCCGCAGAGAAAGCAGAUGCUCGGCCUCCACGGUCAACUUGCCGAGACAGGUGGACCCUGUCAUUAACAACAGGCUGUCCAAGUCCUCUGCCACGCUCUGGAACUCCCCCAACAGAACCCGCAGCCUGCGUCUGAGCCCGUGGGAGAGCCGGAUCGUGGAGCGGCUCAUGACACCGACGCUGUCCUUCUUGGCCCGCAGUCGCAGCGCCACCACCCUCCUGAACAACAGCGACUCUCACUCUCACCACUGCUCCCGUUCAGCCUCUGCCAGCCCGCUGAACGCCUGCUCCCAUCACCACCCGCACCAGAACGCCACCGAGCGCUGGAGGGUCUCCUCCGCCAGCACGCCGGACAUCACCCAGCGCCAGCGCCGACGAAACUCCACACCGGUGGACAAAAAGAAGAAAGAGAAGAAAGACAAGGAGAGGGAGAACGAAAAAGAGAAGAACGCUCUCGCAAAAGUGCAGAAGAAGAGACAGACUACAUCACUCACCACCACGACCCAGAGAUCCAGGCCAGAGAUCAGUACCCCGAAGCCCAGAAACAGACCUCCAUCACCUGCCGCCCCCAAAAGUCGGCCCUUGUCCCCCCUGGUGCCAGCAGCAGCCUCCAAGACCCCGACGGGCAAGAAGACACCUCCUCCUGGCACCAAGACCCGGCCCAAACGAGCCCAGACGCCCGCCAGGGUACAGCCCCAGACGGUCACUGCGGUCGCUGUGGAAACAGGCCACGAACCCCAGCAGCCUGACACUCCAGAGGAGAAAAAGAACUCCAGUAAUGUUCCUGCCAUCGUGGUGUCUUCUGCACCUCUUACACCUCCUUCCCUUAGCACACCGGUUGUAUCAGCGGCCUCUCCAGCGGUGCCAGACAUAGAGCUGGCUGCCUCAGCUGCUUCUCCUGUUCCAGCCUCCACUAGUAAACCUGCUCCUUCUGCUACACCCACCGCCGCCACUGCUGCCUCCACCCCGGCUGCACCGGCCAGCAAGCCAUCAGCCGGCACCAACAACCCGGAGGAGGCUGCUCGCGUCCUGGCAGAGAAACGCAGACAAGCCCGAGAGCAGCGGGAGAGAGAGGAGCAGGAGCGUCUGGAGCAGGAGCACAAGAACAGGAUCCUUCGGGAGGAGGCGAUGGCCCGGGACGCAGAGGAGAGGAAGCGCAGAGAGGAGGAGGCUCGAUUCAUGGCCGAGCAGCAGCGUAUGAGGGACGAAGCCCAGCAAGCCGAGGAGGAGAAGGAGGCGCAGGAGAGAGCCAAAGCCGAGCAGGAGGAGAACGAGAGGCUGCAGAGACAGAGGGAGGAGGCUGAAGCCAAAGCUCGUGAGGAGGCCGAGCGUCAGCGCCUGGAGAGGGAGAAACACUUCCAGAAAGAAGAGCAGGAGCGGCUGGAGAGGAAGAAGCGCCUUGAGGAAAUCAUGAAGAGGACUCGGAAAAGUGAUGCAGGAGAUAAGAAGGAUGUCAAAGCCUCUCCACAGGUCAACGGCAAAGACACAGAGCUCAGUAAGGCUGGAAACCUGCAGAGUCCCAAUGCGGCAGUCCUCAGCCCGUCACAAAGUGUGUCUGGUCCUGUUGUAAACGGCGUCCAGCCCGCCGCUCACCAGAACGGCAUCUCAGCCAACGGAGAGGCAGCUGACUUCGAGGAGAUCAUGCAGCUGAACAACGGCGGUAACCCGGCGCAGACUCAGAGCGGGCUGGUCAGCGAGCCGAUCCUGGCGUUCGAGGGUGGAGAGCCCUUCCUCAUGAAAACAGGCCCCAUGAAGCCUCAGCAUGUCGCAGAGGUCCUGUGAGUUCCCACACAUCCAUGGAGCCUUAUGUCUCAGCUUGAGCUAUGAGAUUCAUGCCACGCCACAGCGGCUUAUAAAAGUAGUGUGCCAAACAAACAAUGAACUGCGCUGAAUUCACAUCUACAGUAUCUCCCGCAGAGGAUGAAAGAGGAGGAGCAAAACUCUCAUCUGAAAUAUAAAAAAAAAUGCAACAACAAGUAUUCUCUGCCUUCACCGCGUGUUAUGGUGCAGCAUUUGUCGAGUUUUAUUGAAAUGUCACAUCCAGAUUUUAUGGUGCACCUUAAAGAAGACUGACUGUGUAACAAAUUUUAGAAAAUACAGUAUAAACCCCUGGAAAUACAUAAUAUUUGACAAUGGUUGUUAUUAUUACCGUCGUUACGAUAUUGUUGUUGUUAUCUUAAGUUGAACAGUGUGUGUGUGUGUUUUUGUUGUUUUUGUCUUGAAUUACUGAGUUAUUUAACAUGGGGAGCAUUGUAAGGACUGGCCACAGACAGUGUAUGUAAAUGUAUAAUGAGCCUGGCUGCCUAGGCCUCCUGUUACAGGGGAUCUGUGAAAUAAAGCUUUAUGAAAGGGA
Molecule: messenger RNA, 3307 nt
Organism: Siniperca chuatsi (mandarin fish)
Lineage: Eukaryota; Metazoa; Chordata; Actinopteri; Centrarchiformes; Sinipercidae
Product: MAP7 domain-containing protein 1-like
Exons: 18
Coding region: 610-2736 (708 amino acids)
Biological process (GO): microtubule cytoskeleton organization
Cellular component (GO): microtubule cytoskeleton
Source: RefSeq, a predicted model, not a curated record